AUGGCUGAACAGCAAUCUCUCUCUCAGAAAGUGAUGGCUGAACAGCAAGCCCUCGCCACAACAGUGAGAAAUUUGGAGCGUCAAAUAGGACAGCUUGCUAAUGCUCAAAAUACUAGACCAGCGGGAGCUCUUCCAAGUGACACUGAAGCCAAUCCUAGGGCGAUCCUUAAUGCUGUGUCAUUGAGAAAAAGGAGACAACUAGAGGAAGUUCUAUCUAAAAAGAGGAAACAGGUGACUUUUAAUGAGAUGCCAGCCACUGUAGAAUCAACAUCAGAGAAAGCCAAGGAGCCAGAGAAGCCGGCUGGAGAGGCUGUGGCUGAGCAAUCCCCACAAUUGGUUGCAAGGCCACCACCUCCAUUCCCUCAAAGACUGCAGAGAUUACGAGAUCAUGCCGCAUAUAAAAAGUUUCUUAAUAUCUUGAAGCAGGUACAAAUUUAUAUUCCAUUGGUUGACAUCUUUCAGAAAGUACCCAAAUAUGCAAAGUACAUCAAGGACAUUGUGGUGAAUAAAAGGAGGCUAACCGAGUUCGAGACUGUGGCACUCACUGAGGAGUGCAGUUCCAGAAUUCAAGGCAAGUUACCUCAGAAACUGAAGGAUCCAGGUAGUUUCACUAUCCAAAUCACAAUUGGUAAACAUACUGUUGGGCGAGCUCUAUGUGACCUUGGAGCAAGCAUCAAUUUGAUGCCGCUAUCUAUAUUCAGACAGUUGGGGUUGGGUGAACCACGCCCAACCACAGUUAUCUUACAGUUAGCUGACCGCUCCCUUGCUCAUCCUGAGGGAGUAAUUGAAGAUGUGCUUGUCCAAGUGGGGUCUUUUAUAUUCCCAGCUGAUUUCAUCAUCCUGGAUUACGAGCCUGAUCAGGAAGUCCCAUUUAUUUUGGGGCAUCCAUUCUUAGCCACGGGCCGAGCUAUUAUGAUGUUUGUGAAGGAAAGAUGA
Nicotiana attenuata is the source of this 936-nucleotide messenger RNA. RefSeq lists its product as uncharacterized. The transcript has a single exon. NCBI's taxonomy places the organism in Eukaryota, Viridiplantae, Streptophyta, Magnoliopsida, Solanales, Solanaceae. The coding region runs from base 1 to 936 and encodes 311 amino acids. The record is from RefSeq and is a predicted model, not a curated record.